CCGAGACCCACGAAGAUCUAAUUUAGAUCUAAUAACAACUGGCGGAAAUGACUCCACGUAGUCCUGCCCCCUACGCUAGCAUCUGGCAAUGUAAGCACAUGAAGGCGUUUGGCCGUACCUGACACUAGUCGUGUAUAAAAGCCAACCUAUGUGGCCCAGAGAACACCAUCAACAUUCGACUAUGAGAUUCACCUCACUCACUACUAUUGCCAUAUCUGCCGCGGCGAUGGUCGGCACAGUUAUCGCAUCUGAUUCAGAAAUAUCACCCGUAGGUCGUAAAUGCACCCCCAGUAAUUCAAUGCAAUGCUCAAGGAAAGGCUUGAAGGGUUAUAACAACGGGAACGAUUACGGUUUUUUCUGCGGACCGAAAAAAAAAAUUAUGCAAGCCACGCCGUGUGCCUGCUCGGGUUGCUGUACGUUGGAUGCUAGUAAGGAAGAUUUCCAGUGUGGAACCUGAGUUGUGCGCAAGAGGGCGUGAAGAAGGCUUGAGUGUCAAUGUGAAUAUGGAAUGCAUUGAAAUUCUGUAGCCAACGUUGAAUCAUUAUGUCAGUUCAUACGCCUCACUCGUGCUUGGCGAGCAACCCCCUCACAAUUGGUUGUUGAAAUAUCCUGGAAGCGUACCCACUGACUUGCGAAGAAACUAAGCUAGGCUGUCCUACUCGAGUCGCAUUCUUGGCGUACAUCGUGAAUGCAACCUUUGAAAAAAUCUCACUGUAGAGCGAGUCUCGUGCAUGGUUCGUGGAUCCAGCGUGAAAUAUGUGCAACCUUGUUCAAUUGUUUGCGUUGUUCGUCGACGGUUUAUCG
Suillus fuscotomentosus is the source of this 804-nucleotide messenger RNA. RefSeq lists its product as uncharacterized. Bases 149 to 457 code for a protein of 102 amino acids. Lineage: Eukaryota; Fungi; Basidiomycota; Agaricomycetes; Boletales; Suillaceae. The record is from RefSeq and is a predicted model, not a curated record. The transcript is spliced from 3 exons.